Molecule: messenger RNA, 911 nt
Organism: Hevea brasiliensis (rubber tree)
Lineage: Eukaryota; Viridiplantae; Streptophyta; Magnoliopsida; Malpighiales; Euphorbiaceae
Product: F-box protein At2g02240
Exons: 3
Coding region: 64-885 (273 amino acids)
Molecular function (GO): protein binding
Source: RefSeq, a predicted model, not a curated record
UGACAUCUAUACAUCUCAUUAGUGCAGAGAAGUACAAAGUAAGCUAGUGGAGGAACAGGAGAAAUGUCGAAAUUUCCUGAAACUGAAGGCUGUGUGGCUCACGUCCUAUCUUUUACUAGUCCUCAGGAAGCAUGCCGACUGUCGCUCAUCUCUCAUACAUUUAACGAAGCCGCUAAUUCCGACAUCGUUUGGAAUAGUUUCCUUCCUGCCGAUUAUCAGUCUAUUGUAUCCCGAUCGUCUGAUUCUUCACUGCUGGCUUCUCGCCUUCCCAGGAAACAGAUGUUUCUCAGCCUCUGCGACAAUCCAAUUCUCAUCGACGAUGGCAAAAUGAGCUUUGCGUUGGAUAAAUGGACUGGGAAGAAAUGCUUCAUGCUUUCUGCAAGGGAUCUCAAGAUUAUUUGGGGCAAUACUCCUGAGUAUUGGCAAUGGAUCUCUGAACCCGACUCCAGAUUCACAGAGGUGGCGGAGCUUAUUUCUGUGUGUUGGUUUGAAAUCCGUGGCAAAAUCAACACUUGCAUGCUAUCCCCAGCAACUUUAUAUAAAGCUUAUCUGGUGUUCAAAUUAAGAAGAGCUUAUGGAUUUGGAGGCCUACCAGUAGAGGGCAUAGUGGGAUUUGCUGGGAGCGAAAGCAGUAAGCGUACCAUUUAUUUGGACAAUCGAACUGGUUCGAGGCGUGAAGCAUCUGUAUCAAAUGCAGAAAACAGUGAAAACUAUCCAAAAAAGAGAGGAGAUGGAUGGCUGGAGAUUGAAUUGGGCGAGUUCUUGAAUGAGGAAGGCGACCAUGGAGAGCUGGAAAUAAGUGUUUUAGAAGUGAAGCGUCUUAACUGGAAGCACGGUCUGGUUGUUCGAGGGAUAGAGAUCAGACCUAAAACGGAACAUAAAUAAACCAAGGGCUGUUAUAUAUAUAUAUA